GGGGGGGUGGCUGGGGCAAGAGGACAGGAAGGUCUAGAGGAAAAGUUCCUUACCCGGGCAACUUCCUAAGGGACUAGUCCCAAUUAAGGAAUACUGGAGCACACAUAGCUCAGAGCAAUGCACCGUUUAAUGAACAGGGGAGACUGACGUUCCUACGACCUUUUCCUCAGGGACAAGAAGGACGGGACGUGUUUGUGAAAGGGAGCUGGGUCACUGCUUAAUGCAGCUUCCCCUUCACCAGGUCCCCAUUAGAGUGUCCUAACCGAGGCUAUCUGAGGCCAUUACACUCAAAGCUCACUGUCUGGCACAUUUUAAGGGAACUUCCUGAUCUGUCUGUGUGUGUGUGUGUGUGUGUGAGUCACAAAUGUGUGUCACCCAGUGAUCUGCGUGUGCGUGCGUGUGUGUGUGUGAGUUAAACCGAGUCAGGAUUAUCUGCGAGAGCUGAAAUUCUUGCGGUCAUUUAGAUUAGGGCUGCGUGCUCAGAUCCUGUAGGAGAUAAAAAUGGACUUCCCCUCACACAAAAGAUUCUGCAUUCCACAGAUACCUUGCUUUUUCAUGCUGGAGCUUGAUCUUCUUUGUGGCAAUCAGUUGCGUGGCAGUUGGGUCAUCACCAGUUUAAUUUACCAGGCCCAUAACAAUGAGUCAGACUGCAUUAGCAUGGGUACGUCCUAGCUGGCUGCAAAACCUUUCAGUGUAGCCAGGGUUUUCAAACGGAACGCCUAGAACCUGGGAUUGUCAAACGGAAUCCCAGGGGCUGCCGCAGUGUCUGCAGGUUUUUGUGUUUUCCUUCCGGUCAGCUUGUCAAUUAAUGCCUCGAGGAGAAGGUGUGUGGAUUCCUUAGCCAAUCAAUCACUUAAAUGAAAGGUUGCCAGUCAAGAUUGCAGGAAACCUGGGCUAGAUAAGUUUUCCAGGCACUCUAUCAGCAAUUGAGCAGCUGGCAUUGCGUCUACAUACUCCUAACUGAGAUGUUCCACUUCACUGCAAGUGUGUGUUAACGACAUGCCUCUCCAUUGUGUGAUAUCCCCUUCCGUCCUAUUUCUUCUUCAUGUGUUUCUUCUUAUUUUUCAUUUAUACAUUUGUUCCUCUCGUAUCUUUGUCUUUCUGCACACCCUGUCUUUGACCGCGAGCACCUCUCCUCUCACACUCUUGUUCUCAUCAUUCUGAAUAAUUGUGCUGUGUCUUUUGUUUUUUUUUUUACUUCCCCUUCCUCUCUGUUUCCUUGUUUUUUUCUCUUCCCCUUUUUCUUCCCCUUCUUUGUUUUUGCAUCUAUUUCUAUAUCUCUUUGUCUCUCUGUUCUUUAUUUCUGUUUCCGCCAUUAUCCCCUCUGUCUCUUUCUUUCUUUUUCUGUUAUGUUCUCUCUCUCUCCCCUCUCCUUCCCUUCCAUCUGCCCGUAGCCCCCAGUGCAACGCCGUGCUGUACUGCUCUGACCGGUGUUCUGAAAUUGACCAAUCGCGCUGCCCGGAGGACUCCAGCCACCAGCACUGGUGCAAGAAGCUGGCGCAGUGCCUGAGGCGAGGGGCGGAGCUAGCUGACCUGCCCUUCACGUACACUCCAGAGGUGACAGGGGAGGACUUUGAGAUGGAGCGCUUCCUGACUCAGAACAGGCUAGACCACGGGUACUGGGUUCACUGGAGCCUGCUGGUGCGCUCCCCGCACUUUCUGCUACAUUCUGAGAUGGACCAUUCCGGAGAGAGCUCCCCCACAUGGUUGACAGGUCAUGCUGAUCCGUAUGGGCCCUUGAGAGCAGAAUCGGACAUCUUGCUGUCCUGUCCUGGCAAGGGCCCCCGUGCCCCCAGCCUGACCGCCCCACUGGUGUGCUGGCUGCAGUACUGUAAGUGGCGAGGUCUCAGCCUCUCCUCCCCAGUGGCGGCUCUGCUCAGCUCCCCUCUGUCCAUCUACUACAUCAUGACAUCGCUGGUCCCGCGAGACUUUCCUGAACUGAACAUCCUGAAGAAGAAGUCUUUGAAGAUCCACAUCAUCGAGUCCAACAGAGAAUUCCAGUCCCUCUUGGUUUUCUGGGAGUUGGCCAUGCUCCUCCCGCACGUGACCUUUGAACUCUUGUUCAUCGGGGAGGGGCUGCCUCAGGAGUGCGACGAGCAACAGUUUCUUCUGCAGCAGAAGGGAGACCGAUUAGCCCUUGUGUGCCCAAGCUUCGCCCAAGAGGACGGCGUGGGCAAGAGGAGCAUCCGGGUCAGAGGUUACCGAAGGGCCUAUCACAUGCUGCAGGGCCCCAAACCGGAUCUGGUGAUUGGUUUCAGGCCAGCCUUUCGCCUGCAUGACUUCUGGCUCAGUACUCUCCCCAGGCUGCAGUCCCUGAAGGUGCCCGCCUACUUCUGCGAGGACAACGAGCUGAGCUGCGUGUGCAGCCAGCAGGUGAUGGGCGCGGCCACCGGGGGCGCCCUCUCCCCCCCGCACAUCAACCCCUUCCACUCCCCGCUGCGCGUGGCGAGGGGAGACAACAGACUGCCCUGGUAUUCCAACGCGUUCGUUUUCCACCUCAUCUACAAGACGGUCGCCGCCUGCCCGCAGCGCGUUCCCCUCGCCCGCCCCCGGCCGUGCGACCCCGCCCAGCCGCUGCCGCCGGCCAAUCAGAAGCCGCCCGCCGAGGGGUCCAAGAUGACGCGCAAGGAGAGGAAGCAGGCCGCGCGCAACAUCCCGCGAAAGCGCAAAUGACCUCCUCCGCGUCCCGUGGCGGCGGGUCAUGUGAUCGCGCCCGCGGGUCAUGUGAUCGCGCCCGCGUCACACACCUCACCCCGCGGACUCAGAGAGAGAGAGAGCGCGCGUGCGCUCGUAGUCUGGAGAAGUGACUGCUUGUAUAAUGUCUUCGCCCCUAAAUGACACGUGCGCCACGCUAACUCAAUUAAUUAAUUAGUGGCGUCAGACUAACGGCACCUUAAGAAAAACAAACGACGAUGAGAGUAUUCGUGACGUUCAUGUGAAUGAAAAUGUGAAAUACAAACAUGCUGUGGAAUUCA
Anguilla rostrata (American eel) is the source of this 2975-nucleotide messenger RNA. Its product is annotated as zinc finger MYND domain-containing protein 15-like. The record is from RefSeq and is a predicted model, not a curated record. Lineage: Eukaryota; Metazoa; Chordata; Actinopteri; Anguilliformes; Anguillidae. The coding region runs from base 1579 to 2673 and encodes 364 amino acids. The transcript is spliced from 10 exons. Gene Ontology annotation, biological process: negative regulation of DNA-templated transcription. Gene Ontology annotation, molecular function: histone deacetylase binding.